AUGAAGAUGGAGCGGAAGAGGACGUUGACGAUGAACUGGGACGGCCUCCGGGACGACGACGACGACGACCGCUUCUUUGAGUCAAACGAACGUGCCUCCUCCGUCGCUCCGCUUGACCUUGAGGCAUCUUCUUCCGAAGAUGAGGAUUUCGAUGACAGUCGCAUGUCAUUCGCCUCAUGCGUCUCCUCUGUUCGAAAUGACGUCGAUUUUAGCGCCUUCGCCGCAGCCACUCCGACCGAACCGCCGUCCACUGCUGCAGCUCCGAUGACGCCGGAUUACAACAUCUGGAUGGAUACGCCGGGAUCCAUCACUGAGCGGCGGAAACGAUUGUUACAGGGCAUGGGGUUAGCCCAAGGACCCGGGAAAGACCUCGUAAGCUUCAAACAGCUAACCAGCAUUAAACGCCUCGUUUCGAACAAAAUGGCAAAUGGCGUCGUUCCAAUCCCUCGGUCCAUCUCUCGUGCCAAAGAAAAUGUACAAGUACCGCAGGAUCAAUCGGUAUCGGAGCCAGAACCGGAGCCUGAGCAUGAUUUAUUGCCGGUGGUGCUCGUCCGAUCAAGGUCCGAGGGCGACAUCGAAGCUUUUUCGGUCGACAAACAGAGGAAAGAGGAGAUAAUCGGAACAAUCUCGAAGCAACGCCUUACGAGGACUUGCUCCACUAUCGCCGCGCCUCGUUCGAGAAUAUGUCCGUAUACAGAAUCGGUCAAAGGGUCGCCAAACCAAGUAGGCGGCGCCACCCCCGCAAUCCGAUCUGUUCAGACCGGUGGUGGAUUAUCGUCGGUCUUCUCAAACAACGGGUUAGAAGCAUUCUUCUUGAUCAAGAAUCUGGACACGGGGACCGAGUUCAUCGUGAACGAGUACGAUCAGGAUGGGUGCUGGAAUCGACUCAGCGAUCUCCAAACGGGAAAGCAAUUGACGAUGGAUGAGUUCGAGAAAUGCGUCGGGUACUCGCCGGUGGUGAAAGAGGUGAUGAGAAGACAAAAUGUUUCGAGGGAAGGUGGUGGCGACAGGAAGGGCGGUGCAGUCGGUGCAAAUUCGUUCGUUUCGAAGAGCCUGAGGAUGAGCAAGAGAAGAGGUGUUGCUCUGUUGAAGAACAGCAUAAGAGGCGUGGGGACAGCCGUGAGUGUGUUGAUUGGGGAGAAAGAUAGGGAAAACACGACGCCACCGCUGACGCCACCGGCCCAAAAGCCCGCCAAGAACUCGAGUUCUUCUUCCUCGGAGUGGGUUAAAGUUAGGCAGACAGGGAAGCAUUACAAGGAGCUAUCAGCAUUGCAUCUGUGUCAGGAGAUUCAAGCUCACGAGGGGUCGAUUUGGACUAUUAAGUUUAGUUUGGAUGCGAGGUUUCUUGCGAGUGCGGGAGAGGAUCGGGUAAUUCAUGUGUGGGAAGUGCAAGAGUGUGAGAUUAUGUCGUUGGACGGGAAUUCGACCCCGCUUCAUCACUCUUUCGGGUCCUCUACCCCUGAUCGUUCGCCAUCGAUGUCUGAUCAACCUGCGCUUGGGCCACCCGAGAAGGAGAAGAAGAAGAAGGGGCGAGGAGGGUCUGCUAGAAAAAGCAAUUCAAUCCCAGAGUACGUGCAUGUACCCGAAACUGUGUUUUCGUUUUCGGAGAAACCAUUUUGUUCUUUUGAAGGUCAUUUGGAUGCUGUUUUGGACUUGUCCUGGUCCAGAGAUCAGCUAUUACUUUCAUCUUCAAUGGACAAAACUGUUAGAUUAUGGGAUUUGGAGACCAAGACUUGCUUAAAGUUGUUUGCCCACAAUGAUUAUGUGACUUGCAUACAGUUCAAUCCUUUGGAUGACAAUUACUUUAUCAGUGGCUCACUCGAUGCCAAGAUUCGAUUGUGGAAUGUAGCCGUUAGGCAAGUCGUGGACUGGACUGAUCUUCAUGAAAUGGUCACUGCUGCUUCUUUCACUCCAGAUGGCCAGGCUUGUCUCAUUGGUUCGCACAAAGGAAACUGUCAUAUGUAUAGUGCAGAAGAUUGUAAAUUAAGUCAGCAUAGUCAUAUUGAUAUUCAGAACAAGAAGAAGAAUCAAGCCAAAAAGAUUACAGGUUUGCAGUUUUCGCCGAUGAAUCCAUCUGAAAUGCUUGUUACCUCUGCUGAUUCCCGGAUUCGAAUUUUGGAUGGCACAAACGUGACUCAUAAGUUUAGAGGUUUCCGAAAUACAAGCAGUCAAAUUGCAGCUUCAUUCACUCCAAACGGAAAAUAUGUUGUAUGUGCUAGUGAAGACUCCCAUGUAUAUGUUUGGAAGCGCGAAGAACCCCGAAUCUCAGCCACAGGUAAAAAGAGCAUCAUCAGUACCAAUUCCCACGAGCAUUUUCAGUGCAAAGAUGUUUCAGCAGCAAUACCAUGGCCAGGCACCAUAAGGGGCGACCCUCCACCUGUCCCCGUGCAGCAUUCCAAGAGAAACUCAAAACGCUCAACGCAACAGCCGCAAUCCGGCAAUGCAUCCCCUACUCAAGAAGAUGCAGGUGUAAGCAAGAGAAUGCUACCGCCUCUUCCGAAGAAAAACAAUAAAGACAACAACACCACAACCAAUAAGGGAGAUGCAUCAGAUCAAACACCUUCAAGUCCUGCGCCGGAAGAUCAAGAUCCUGCUCAAAUCUCUCGAACAGAAUCCGGGAUUGGAGAGUCGUUUAAUUCAGACCCUUCCUCUAUUAGGUAUGGUGAUUCAAGUUCUAUGUCUGCUGGUAGUGCCUCCACAUCAUCUUGGUCUUCCUCUUGGUCAUGGCUCGACAAUAUAGGCAACAACCAUGCUAGCCAAACAACACAAGCAACAGCUUGGGGUUUGGUAAUUGUGACAGCCACUCUGGAAGGCGAAAUCAGAGCAUACCAAAAUUUCGGGUUGCCGCGAAAGAUGCAGAACAAUAUUUUUGGAGGCCCUACUUAAUUGGUUAUGUGCUGGUGAAGAUAUAAGAUCUUAAUUUUCUCUCCUUAAAUGGAAACAAAUUUAUUCCGCAAGGUCUCGAGUUCGAUUCUCCGAUCCCAAGAAUCUCUUGUAUCAAAUUUCGUCUACGAACAAGCUUCUCACUUGUCAUGGAUACAUACAUAGUCAGAAAAUCGAUGGUGAUCAAACUGCACAUUAGUAUUUUUGUUGUAAAUGUCAAAGCUUGUUACCCUUCAUCAGAAUUUUUUGUAAGUUAGACCCCAUCAUCCCUUUCUACAUAAUGGGCACCUUGUAAGCUGUAAGCCUAUUAUUUUUGUUGUAUCAG
Messenger RNA from Pyrus x bretschneideri (Chinese white pear), 3208 nucleotides. RefSeq names its product WD repeat-containing protein 44-like. The record is from RefSeq and is a predicted model, not a curated record. Lineage: Eukaryota; Viridiplantae; Streptophyta; Magnoliopsida; Rosales; Rosaceae. Gene Ontology annotation, molecular function: protein binding. Bases 1 to 2886 code for a protein of 961 amino acids. The transcript is spliced from 7 exons.